Messenger RNA from Sphaerulina musiva SO2202, 4166 nucleotides. Its product is annotated as DPPIV_N-domain-containing protein. The coding region runs from base 41 to 2779 and encodes 912 amino acids. The transcript is spliced from 4 exons. Gene Ontology annotation, biological process: proteolysis. Gene Ontology annotation, molecular function: dipeptidyl-peptidase activity; serine-type peptidase activity. The record is from RefSeq and is a predicted model, not a curated record. Lineage: Eukaryota; Fungi; Ascomycota; Dothideomycetes; Mycosphaerellales; Mycosphaerellaceae.
GUGAAUGACCUAAACAGGAAGCUCCUGUUGUCCGCCCACAAUGGCGACUCCGAGGCGCCAGCUCGAUAGCGAGGAGAUGCAGCCAUUGACCGACUCGCAGGGCACGCCCAGCACGUUCCAGGACAGCGACGAGGUGCGGGCAUCGGCCUCUUCGGCGUCCACGACAUCCUUCGUCCUCGAACACGCCAACGACAAAGCCGCCAUCAAAGCCAAAGACGCCUUGUACACCAACGCUUCACCCCGAGAAGAGAUGGAGAUGGAGGGGGAGGAUGAGCUGGCCUGGCAACGCUCGGUCAAGCCGGCUGAUCGCAAAGCGCGGCGCAUCUUAUAUGUGCUCGUCGCUGUGGGCGUCGUCGGCUGGGUUGCCGCCUUGUUCUUGUUCCUGGGACAGGAUCGGCAUGUCCCUCAUGCAGCCCGGCCACACAAUCCACACGCGACUGCCACGACUGGCAACGGCAAGAAAGUCGCAUUGGAUCAGGUGUUGCAAGGGGCAUGGAACGCGCGAUCUCAUGCCAUCACGUGGGUUGCAGGCCCUGAUGGCGAGGACGGUCUGCUGCUCGAGCUGGGAGGCUCGGAUGGACGCGACUAUUUGGUGGUGGAAGACGUGCGCUACAGAGGCGACGACCUCGCCGUGCAGAGGCAACAUAGUCGUACCCUCAUGCAGAGGGGAAUGUUCCAGGUGGGAAAUGAGCUUGUGGUCGUUCACGACGCGUGGCCGAGCCGAGAUCACAAGAAGAUACUCAUCCAGAGUGAUUAUCAAAGUAAUUGGAGGCAUAGCAGCACAGGCAGGUACUGGAUCUUUGAUGUGGAAACCCAACAAGGCCAGGCGCUCGACCCCGCAAAUAUCAGUGGCCGGGUGCAGCUCGCCUCGUGGAGUCCCAAGGGUGAUGCUGUUGCGUUCACAAGAGACAACAAUAUGUUCAUUCGUCACUUGGAUUCCGAUGUGGUGAACCAGAUCACUACUGACGGAGGAAAAGAUCUGUUCUACGGCAUACCAGAUUGGGUGUACGAGGAAGAAGUGCUAGCAGAAGGCGGAGCGACUUGGUGGAGCGGUGAUGGCAAAUAUAUUGCCUUCUUCAAGACCGAUGAAAGCAAAGUUCCCACAUUUCCGGUGCAGUACUUUUUUAGUCGUCCCAGCGGAAAUCAGCCUCACGCGGGCGAGGAGAACUACCCAGAAGUGCGACACAUUAAGUAUCCAAAAGCGGGCGCCCCAAUGUCUGUUGUCAGCCUGCAAUUCUACGACACCGAGAAAGGCCAAGUCUUCAGCGUACCCAUUACGGAUGACUUCGUCGAUGACGAUAGACUGAUCACUGAAGUGCUGUGGGCUGGGACAACUGGAAAGGUAUUGGUGCGCUCGACGAAUCGAGAGAGCGACAAGCUCAAGAUGAUCUUGGUGGACGCCACGACACGGACCGGUAGAACUGUGCGCGAACGAGAUGUGCAGGAAUUGGACGGGGGCUGGUUUGAGAUCACGCAUACGACAACAUACGUGCCUGCAGAUCCCGCCAAUGGUCGUCCCGAAGAAGGCUACAUUGAUACGAUCAUACACGAGAAUUUCGAUCAUCUGGCCUACUUUUCGCCACUGGACAACCCGCAGCCAAAGAUGCUUACAGCAGGCAAUUGGGAAGUCGUUGCCAGCCCUUUGUCAGUUGAUCUCAAGGAAAACACUGUAUACUUCACCGGCACCAAAGACGGAAGCACGCAGCGGCAUAUAUACACCACGAAGCUCCUCGAGGGCCCCGAUAGCAUCACUGCGGUCACCGACAGCAGCCAAGUCGGGUACUACAGCGCUUCGUUCUCUGCAGAGAGCAAAUUCAUGUUGCUUACAUGCGAAGGACCGGGCAUACCGUGGCAAAAAGUGAAAGCUACUACAACCAACAAGAAUUCCUCUCUGGAUGUUACCAUUGAAGAGAACAAGGAUUUGGACAAGCUAGCCAAGAAAACUGAACUCCCUAUCGAAGUGUACUCUACUAUCAACGUGGAUGGCUUUGAUCUCAAUAUCGUGGAACGUCGACCACCCCAUUUUGACGCUAGCGGCACGAAGCAGUACCCGGUCCUCUUCUAUCUCUACAACGGACCAGGCUUCCAGCAUGUGAAUCGCAAAUUCGACGUCGAUUUUCAAUCGUACGUUGCAAGCAGUCUUGGCUACAUUGUUGUCACUCUGGAUGGCUUCGGUACGGGCUACCUCGGUCGUAAGCAGAGAACCAUGGUUCGCGAUAAUAUUGGUUACUGGGAAGCAUAUUCGCAGAUUGCAGCUGCGAAGAUGUGGUCGGCCAAGAAAUAUGUCGACUCGGAACGCAUGGCCAUUUGGGGAUGGAGCUAUGGCGGAUUCAUGGCUCUGAAGGUCCUCGAGACGGAUGCUGGUCAGACAUUUAAGUAUGGAAUGGCCGUCGCUCCCGUCACCGACUGGCGCUUCUACGACUCGAUCUACACCGAGCGUUAUAUGCAUACCCCUCAGAACAAUCCCUCGGGCUAUGACAAUGCCAGUAUCUCAGACAUGCGAGGGCUGUCAAGCAAUGUGCGAUUCCUGGUCAUGCAUGGCGUCAGCGACGACAAUGUCCACUUCCAGAACACGCUGCAAUUACUGGACAAGUUGGAUCAAGCCAAUAUCAGGAAUUACGACAUGCAUGUCUUUCCAGACAGCGAUCACAGCAUAUACUUCCACAACGCCAACACGGUCGUGUACGAAAAAUUGCGCGAUUGGCUAAUCAAUGCAUUCAACGGUGAAUGGCUUCGCAUCAACGAUCCUGUGCCCCUGGGCAUGUAUGGACCCUCAUGAGACUGCUAUAGCUCCAUCACAUUGAUCGGCCCCGUCGAGCCAAUCUAUUGAUUUGCCUCUCUCUUCGUGCACUCUCGUAUCAGCCAAGGGCAUGGGACAGACAGAGCCUAUUGCGGUCAUGGCCUGCAACCAAUUGGCAACACAUAUCCUCAGGACUCGGGUUGGCAAAUAGUAGUGUAGACAACCGGAUGUACCACUCAACCCGAAGCUGAGGAAGCCGUUCAGGCGCAGGAUACCAGAGGGAGUCGGCGCUCACAGGCUACAGCAGUAGCCAAGAAGAACGUGCGCCACUGCGCUGGCUUGAAAAUAAUAGAUGUGCAGCGGAGAAUCUCGGCCGCUUCGACGCAGCACGCUGGAGAUAGGUAUUUCUCGAUACCUCUCGAACCCAUGAGCACGAAAUCCUGGAGCCGCGGAGUGGAGCAAUGAUAAGACUCCUGGUCGGAGGUGCAAGCAUGCUUGAACGUCAUGUGAAUCACCCUCGGCUACUACAAUAGAUCAUAUGUGGAGGACUUCCCAAGUACCUAGGUAGAUAGAAUUUGCCGCGCGCUGAUGUACCUUACCACACGACCAGCGUAGGUGGACCAUUAGUCAAACGCGCACUUUGUGCACCCUGAAAUGAAAACGAGGAACACGAGAAAUAUUGGAUCAAUAAUUGGAUCAAUUCUGGUAUCAUUUGGUGUCAUACACGUUGAUCCAGAGCAAAUUCUCGGUGGAUAUGCAGUGUCCGUAGCUUUCUCGUCUACUUUCCCUAUAGUUGUCCCUUGUGAAUGCGCAAGUCUACUUGAGUGGAAUGAAACGCGACGAGUGCGUGGCACCAAUACCAGGACGACCGUGCUUGACCGGCUUGUAAGAGAUGGAGAAUUCUCCAAGGUAGUGGCCGACCAUCUCCGGCUUGAUCUCAACCUGGUUGAACUCCUUUCCGGAGUAAACACCCACGACGGAGCCAAUCAUCUCCGGGACGAUGAUCAUGUCACGGAGGUGAGUCUUCACGACGUCUGGCUUCUCGUUGGGCUUGGCUUCCUGCUUGGCCUUGCGGAGCUUCUUGAUCAGACCCAUUGGCUUGCGCUUGAGUCCGCGGUUGAACCGUCUGCGGGCGCGAGCGUGGACGACAUCACGGAGCUGCUCAGAAGAAAGAUCGAGGAGCCUGUCAAGGUCGAUGCCACGGUAGGAGAACUUGCGGAACGCUCUCUUUCUCUUCAGCUCUGUCGCACCACCGGUAUGUUAGCCCGAUAUCCCAUCUUCCAGCACCCCUUCGUGGCCUAUCCACAGGGUUUCAACCACUGCGGCGUCCACAGAAGGACGCCUGAUCGAGUCGAUAAUUGCAUACCGGCAGCCUCCUCGGCGUUGUAGUCUGCGUCAGCCAUCGUGUCGGUUGGUGGUCGAUGAA